Messenger RNA from Oncorhynchus masou masou (cherry salmon), 7176 nucleotides. It is a transcript of the gene phka1a, whose product is annotated as phosphorylase kinase, alpha 1a (muscle). Bases 434 to 4168 code for a protein of 1244 amino acids. Gene Ontology annotation, cellular component: phosphorylase kinase complex. The record is from RefSeq and is a predicted model, not a curated record. Gene Ontology annotation, biological process: glycogen metabolic process. Lineage: Eukaryota; Metazoa; Chordata; Actinopteri; Salmoniformes; Salmonidae. The transcript is spliced from 34 exons. Gene Ontology annotation, molecular function: calmodulin binding.
GUUACAUGAGUUAAAGAGGUUAUUUUUUCUCUCUGCAGAAACUCGCUGUCUGAAGAAUUCGACAGCAACAAAGGCGAGACAGUCAAAACACAGAGCGGGUUGUGUAUGGUUGAUUCGUGGAACAGCUGAUGGUGUUUUUUUAUUUUCAGGGCGAUAUCGGAUUUCAGCCUACAGGGUUAAUUAUGUUACAGCCAUGGCUCGCUCAUCGAUACCAGGACGUUUGGAGGCGGUGCAGCGAUAGUAGACUACUACGGUAACAUUUGUAACUUAACGGUUCCUAUCACCUCUCAACUUCGUCUUGUCUUGUUCGUCGUGUCAAACAAUAGAGAUAUUUGUGAAGUAGGCUAAUGCCGAAGCGAGUCUCGGGGAGAAUUCAAAGCUUCCUUUUCUCUGCUCAACCACGGAUACGGUCGAGUAUUAUCAACCCAACAACAUGAGAAGUCGAAGCAACUCGGGAGUGAAACUGGACAACUAUGCCAGGAUAGUACAUCAAACCAUACUCCGACAUCAAGACCCAGUCACUGGUCUCCUCCCAGCUAGUGGAGAUCAGCCUGAUGCCUGGGUGAGAGACAAUGUGUACAGCAUCCUGUCUGUCUGGGCUCUCAGUCUGGCCUACAGGAAGAAUGCAGACAGAGAUGAAGACAAGGCAAAGGCCUACGAACUGGAACAGAGUGUGGUGAAACUAAUGAGAGGUGUUCUACAGUGCAUUAUGAGACAGCUGGACAAGGUGGAGAAGUUUAAGUACACUAAGAGCACCAUGGACUGCCUCCAUGCUAAGUACAACACCAGGACCUGUGCUACCGUGGUGGGGGACGAUCAGUGGGGACACCUCCAAGUGGACGCUACCUCUCUGUUCCUGCUGUUCCUCGCUCAGAUGACUGCCUCAGGACUUCAUAUCGUCUACACUCAGGAUGAGGUGGAUGUGGUACAGAAUCUCAUGUUCUACAUCGAGGCAGCUUACAAAGUGGCUGUAUGUUUCUCUUCAACCAGGGGAUCCCGGCUCAAGGGGUGGACUAGCUCCAUCGGCAUGGCUAAAGCAGCUCUGGAGGCCCUGGAUGAACUGAACCUGUUUGGAGCCGGAGGAGGACCAGGGUCUGUAGUGCACGCUCUGGCUGACGAUAUACAGCACUGUCAGUCCAUCCUCAACUCCAUGCUUCCCAGGGCCUCUAUGUCUAAAGAGGUGGAUGCGGGAGUUCUGUCCAUCAUCUCGUACCCGGCCUUCGCUGUCGAGGACAUCUCUAUAGUCAACAUCACCAAGGAGAAGAUCAUAUCCAAACUACAGGGUCGAUAUGGAUGCUGUAGGUUUCUCAGGGAUGGACACAAAACGCCUAAAGAGGACCCUAACCGUCUAUACUAUGAGUCUGCUGAGCUGAAGCUCUUUGAGAACAUAGAGUGUGAAUGGCCCCUGUUCUGGACCUACCUCAUACUGGAUGGCGUGUUCACCAACAGCCCAGAACAGGUCCAGGAGUACAAGGAUGCUCUGGAGGGGAUUCUGAUCAAACAGAAAGACGGGAUCUGUCUACUUCCAGAGCUCUACAGUGUUCCACCUGAUAGGGUGGAUGAGGAGUGUGUAAACCCCCACUCUGUGGAGAGGGUCCCUCUGGGGAAGCUCCCUCUAAAGUGGGGUCAGUCCCUUUACGUUCUGGGAAGUCUACUGGCAGAGGGUUUCCUGGCCCCUGGAGAGAUAGAUCCUCUCAACCGACGUUUCUCCACCAUCCCCAAGCCCGACGUGGUGGUGCAGGUGUCUAUCCUGGCAGAGAACGAGGAGAUCCAGGAGUUGUUGAUGAAGAAUGGGAUAGAGGUGGAGACGAUAGCUGACAUACACCCCAUCCACGUCCAACCUGCUAGAGUCCUCAGUCACAUUUACGCACGACUCGGACGUAACCAGAGACUGGGGCUGACUGGUAGACCCUACAGGAGGAUUGGAUGUCUAGGAACUUCAAAGUUCUAUGUCAUCCGCAACACCAUCUUUGCCUUCACGCCACAGUUCAUAGAUCACCAGCAGUUCUACUUGGCGUUGGACAACCAGAUGAUUGUUGAUAUGCUCCGUACAGACCUGUCCUACCUCUCCUCUCGAUGGAGGAUGACUGGAAGACCCACUGUCACCUUUCCUAUCUCUCAGACCAUGCUCACUGAAGACCACUCUGACUUGGACCCUGCGGUUCUGGCCACUCUGAAGAAGCUACAGGAUGGAUACUAUGGAGGAGCAAGGAUCCAGACGGGGAAGCUCUCUGAGUUCCUGACCACUUCCUGUUUUGCCAAACUCAGCUUCCUGGAUGCCAGUAAGCAUGCGGGUGGCAUGGGCCAGCAACAAGACGAUGAUGAUGAUGAUGACGACUAUGGAUGCUUUGCUGAGCAUGGCUUGACCUUCCAUGGAGACGCUGAUGAUCUAGCCCAGUACCUGGACCAGUUGUUGACCACAGCGAACCCCAGCAGAGGGCCAAAGGUCAGAGGUGACUCUGGAGGGCUGGACAGGUUCAAAGCAGCAGCCACGAAGACCAAGGAAAUGGUGUCUCUGAUGCACAAGGCUAAGGAACUCCACCUACACAAUGCCCACUUGUAUCUCCCCACCAAGCUCUUCCGUUCCCCUCAGCCCUCCCUCCACCUCACCCUCACAGAUUCCUCUGCGCCUCACACCAGUCAGUUUCCUCAGGUAGUAGUGACCACAGAGUGUAACCUGCCCAGAGAUGCCAGUGGUGAUAUAGACUACACUAGUCUGGUCCAGCUCCUCAGAGACACCCACAGUCUACCAGACCAGGCGGACAUACUGUACAUCCUCUUCAAAGACAAGGGUAUGGAGUGGGACACCAGGCUACAUGGUAAAGGCUCUACAGUCCGCUCCCUGCUGACAGACCUGUAUGUGAAGGCAGGAGAUCUCAAACACUGGGGACUCAUACGCAUGAUCUCUGGAAUACUGAGGAAGAAAGUAGAGGAACUCGACUGGGCUUGCUCUGAUUUGUUGGCCCACCAGAAGCACCUGACUGUGGGUCUGCCUCCAGAACCUCGGGAGAAGACCAUCACAGCACCCAUCCCUCCAGACAAGCUGGCCAUGCUGAUAGAUGAAGCUAGUGAGAACAACAUCACUAUAGCCAUCCUCACACAGGAGAUCAUGGUGUACCUGGCGAUGAACAUGCGUACCCAACCCAGCCUGUUCAGUGAGAUGUACAGGCUGCGUAUCGGACUCAUCAUCCAGGUGAUGGCCACUGAGCUGGCACAGUCUCUCAACUGCUCAGGAGAGGAGGCUACAGAGAGUCUGAUGAGUCUGAGUCCGUCAGAAUUAAAGAUCCUGCUGCAUCACAUCCUCAGUGGGAAAGAGUUUGGAGUGCAGAAGAGCGUGCGUUCUGUAGACGCAGGUGCCAGUCCGGCCAUCUCUAUCCACGAGGUGGGCAAUGUGGGCGCCACCAAGAGCGAGAGGGCGGGCAUCAGCAAGCUGAAGAGUGACAUGAGGAUGGUACGGCGGUCUCUAUGUUGUUCACCCACACGGUUGUCAUUGGCUGUUGUCCCUGUUGUGAAUUCUUUCUCCCCACUUCAGAGCCUUACAUCACACUCAUUGGACAUGGAACAUAUUGAAUCUGGGAGGUACAGGCUCCCCUCCAUAGAGUCUCUGGACGUUCCAGUGAACACACCCGUCACCAAGGAUACGAGGCACGGCCAAUGGCUGCGUAGGAGACGUCUAGAUGGAGCACUCAACAGAGUCCCCAUAGGCUUCUAUCAGAAGGUCUGGAGGAUUCUGCAGAAGUGUCAUGGUCUGUCCAUAGAAGGAUUCGUUCUACCAUCUUCAACGACAAGGGAGAUGACUUUAGAUGAGAUCAAGUUUGCGGUGCACGUGGAGACGGUGCUGAACCGGGUGCCCCAGCCAGAGUACCGCCAGUUACUGGUGGAGGCCAUCUUAGUUCUCACCAUGCUGGCAGACGUGGAUAUAGACAGUGUGGGCAGCAUCAUCCAUGUGGAGAAGAUCGUCCACAUCGCCAACGACAUGUUUUACCACGACCAGAAGGACUUGGGAGCAGAGGAGCAGAUCUUGGAGAGAGACCCCUCCACAGGAGUGUGUCGCUUGCUGUAUGACAGCGCCCCUAGUGGACGAUUUGGCAGUAUGACAUACCUCACCAGGGCUGUGGCUGUAUAUGUACAGGACUUCCUGCCCUGUGGCUCCUGUGCCCUGCAGUAGACACACACGUGCUGGCUGUAUCAGAACACCUGUACCUGCCUUCUAAAGGGGGAGGCUUUUUCGGGAAUGUGAAAGUAGAACAUUUUAAUAUUAUUUGACUUUGAGUGUGUUUUAAAUGCCAGGAUGUCAUAUUAAUUUGGCCUUUCGUCUAGUGGAAUUCGCUAUAUACGCUAUUGAGGGAGCGAAUCGUCUUUUCACACCCACUUGUGUUUGACAACAGCCGAUAAUCAGAAUAGGGGGCGGCGCUCUACAAAAAUGAGCGAAUGGUAGAAACUAGCCCGAUUGCGCAUUAGAUAAGUAGUAUGUUGAUAUUUGUUGCUUACUGCAUACAUCUUUACUAACCAGUACGUCCUAAAUAGUAUGUAGUACUGUUAGUACACAAUUUGUAGUUUUAGUAAGUACACUUUCUAAGUAUGACUUAACGAGUCAUUUAGUAAGCAUGACAGAUUUCAGACACACCAACAUGUACACCCUUAAACACAAAUAAAGGUCAAAUAAAAACACAAGUGUGAUCUGACUGUUAGACUUAAAAAGCAUUCACCUGAGUGUUCACUGGGUCUCAUUCUUUAUCCUUUUUUUGUCCAGCCUGGCAGAUAUUUACAUCUAACAUGGACAACACACUGUCUUUGUUUGGUCAGACAAAUAGCACCCUAUUCCCUAUAUAUAGUGUACUACAUCGACCAGGCCUGUAAUCUUUGCUAACUAUUACUCGAUAACUAGUAAGUAACUGGUACCUAGUCAUUGAUAACUAGUAAGUAACUGGUACAUAAUAACUGAUAACUAGUCAUUGAUAACUAGUCAUUGAUAACUAGUAAGUAACUGGUACCUAGUCAUUGAUAACUAGUCAUUGAUAACUAGUCAUUGAUAACUAGUAAGUAACUGGUACCUAAUAAUUGAUAACUAGUCAUUGAUAACUAGUCAUUGAUAACUAGUAAGUAACUGGUACCUAAUAAUUGAUAACUAGUCAUUGAUAACUAGUAAGUAACUGGUACCUAAUAACUGAUAACUAGUCAUUGAUAACUAGUAAGUAACUGGUACCUAAUAAUUGAUAACUAGUCAUUGAUAACUAGUCAUUGAUAACUAGUCAUUGAUAACUAGUCAUUGAUAACUAGUAAGUAACUGGUACCUAAUAAUUGAUAACUAGUAAGUAACUGGUACAUAAUAACUGAUAACUAGUCAUUGAUAACUAGUCAGUAGCAGGUACCUAGUCAUUGAUAACUAGUCAGUAACUGGUACCUAGUCAUUGAUAACUAGUAAGUAACUGGUACCUAGUCAUUGAUAACUAGUCAUUGAUAACUAGUCAGUAACUGGUACAUAAUAACUGAUAACUAGUAAGUAACUGGUACCUAGUCAUUGAUAACUAGUAAGUAACUGGUACCUAGUCAUUGAUAACUAGUCAGUAACUGGUACCUAAUAACUAACUAGUCAUUGAUAACUAGUAAGUAACUGGUACCUAAUAACUGAUAACUAGUCAUUGAUAACUAGUCAUUGAUAACUAGUCAGUAACUGGUACCUAAUCAUUGAUAACUAGUCAGUAACUGGUACCUAAUCAUUGAUAACUAGUCAUUGAUAACUAGUCAUUGAUAACUAGUCAGUAACUGGUACCUAAUAACUGAUAACUAGUCAGUAACUGGUACCUAAUCAUUGAUAACUAGUCAGUAACUGGUACCUAAUCAUUGAUAACUAGUCAUUGAGACCUAUAAGAGGGUUAUCAUGGGCAGUUUACAGGUCCAUGAUAUGAUUUGUUGAGAUGACUUGACAAUCAAGAAUAAUCAUACAAAUGUAUAAUCUUCUGGUAGGUCUGCCUCAAUUUGAUAGAUGUUGUAACUCACUGUUUCCUAAUCCUGGGGACCCAAAACGGUGAGCAUUUCUGUUGUUGAACUAACACACUUGACUGAUGGAGGUGUAUUAGAGCCAGGACAAUAACAAAAAUGUGCACCUUGGGUCCCAGGGACCAGGAUUGGAAAACACAGUUGAAACUGAUGCUUCCUGGGUUGAAUAGAAGUCACAAUGUUUUACUUGAGAAAACAUUUUUGUUUUAUUGCCAGUGUGAGUUCUGGGACAUUUUUGUUUCUGAACCUCAAGCCUAUAUGCUGUAUUUAUGAAGGUUUUGUGUUGUUUUGGGGAUUUUCACAGUUUCAGUUUUUUACUAAAAUACAAGGCAGAAAGUAUAACGUAAUAUGCAAACAGAGGACGAUGUAGAUUUGAUAAGUUACUUAAUUUGAGAAAUGUUUUCUUUUUUGCGAUUUAUUUUUGCAAGCUCAACUUUUAUAAAGGUUAAGUUAAAUGAAUGUAAUUGGCUUUGCAAGUAUUCGAUCAGCUUAAACGUGAGCCAACACAACAAACGGUAAUGAAUGUAACUAAAGGUGUGGUUUCCAAACGUCACCCUGUUCUCUAUGUAGUGCAUGAAACUAUAAACUGAGUGGACAAAACAUUAAGAACACCGGCUUUUUCCAGGACAGACGGACCAGGUGAAUCCAGGUGAACGCUAUGAUCCCUUAUUGAUGUCACUUGUUCAACCUACUUUUUUUAAGCCUUGAGUCAAUUGGGACAUGGAUUGUGUGUGUGUGUGCCAUUCAGAGGGUGAAUGGGCAAGACACAUAUUAAAGUGCCUUUGAAUGGGGUCUGGUAGUAAGUGCCAGGCGCAACGGUUUAGGUGUCAAUAUUAGGAAGGUGUUCUUAAUGUUUUGUACACUGUAUAUACACUACACUAUAUAGCCCUGGAAUGGGGUGCCAUUUUAGGGGCGCAACAAACUCAAAUGUCAGUUUUUACUCAUAUUUAAAAAGUGCAAUUUGUAUUGGGAUAAAAUCCUUGACAAGAAAAGGGACAAGAGACUGCCACCUUGAUGAGUUGAAUAGUUAUAUAUAAUAUAUAAAAUAAAAUUAUAUAUAUGUCUUUACAGUAGAUGGUGGUAACCUCAAUGUCAUUGGCUACUGGAAGGUUUUACUCUGUUUGACAAUAAAAUAAAUAAUCUAGAUGGAAAAUUAAAGGUUGUUGUGAGAAUCCA